GGGCGCUCAAAAAACGUCAAGCGCCUGAAAACCAGCAGUAAUCGUUACCAAAUCCACUGGGGAGAACAGGGCAAGGAGAUGAAGAGAGCUCCAUGAUCGCGUGAGCUUAUCAAAGGAGAAGAAGCCAUGGCGAUCUCAGGAGAUCUAAAGGCCUUCGGCACCUUCGCCUCUUCUUGUCCCAAGCACCCCUUGCGACCUGCCCUCUCCUCCUCAAAGGUACAGCUUGGUAGAUUUCUUAAUGGAGUAUCUAAGGAUCUUAGGAUCACACCUAAAUGGCCAUAUCUGGUACCCCGGACUUCUGGUACAGCUCAAAACAAUCACCAGUGCUUUGGGAUUGAAAGAAGCAAACUCUCGUCAGCAACCAUUAAUCAAGAUGCUGAAGGAUUUUUUCUUAAUGCUAUUAACAUGAACUUCUUUGAUCGUUUGAGCUUGGCAUGGAGGAUUCUUUUUCCCACCAGAACUGCAAGAAGAAAUUCCAAUGCAAGGAUCGCUAAGCAGAGGCUUAAGAUGAUCUUAUUCUCUGAUAGAUGUGCAGUGAGUGAUGAAGCAAGGCAAAAGAUUGUUCGCAACAUCAUCGAAGUCUUCUCUGAAUUUGUUGAGAUAGAUUCUCAGGAUAAAGUCCAACUUAAUGUCUCAACAGAUCCAGACCUUGGUAUGGCAUACUCUGUGACUGUCCCUGUCCGACGUGUGAAACCCGAAUACCAAGAUUCCGAGGAGGAUUACAAGGGGAAAAUAACAGGCAUCACAUACAAAGACACAGGAGAGCCAUCCGAUACUGUUGAUGUCACGUUUGAUUUCUUCAUUCCCAAUGAGAAAUAAUUAAGGUUUUCUUCAUUUAUUUCUUUCCCUUUUUGCAUGCAGAAAGAAAAUUUCUUCAUGCUUGGGGGUAUUGUUCUUCAUGUUUAGCUGCAGAAAUUUUCCUGUAAGCUUUUGAACUCUUUUGGAACCCACGGGCUCUGUAUAUAUUUGAAAUUUGUGAAACGACUGCAGGAUUUAUUUGGAUGCUUGCAAUCAUUCCUCUUUUGAUGUAAAUGUUCGGCAGACGCUGCGAUGCCAGGCAACAUUUGAAUGUCUUA
This is a messenger RNA of Phoenix dactylifera (date palm), 1076 nucleotides long. RefSeq names its product cell division topological specificity factor homolog, chloroplastic-like. Lineage: Eukaryota; Viridiplantae; Streptophyta; Magnoliopsida; Arecales; Arecaceae. Gene Ontology annotation, biological process: regulation of division septum assembly; chloroplast fission; cell division. The record is from RefSeq and is a predicted model, not a curated record.